AUGGAGCAAUUCCUGCUCGACAAUGCCGACCGCUACCGGAAGCUGGUCGGCUUGUUCAAACCAGCGGCACUGAACAAGAAAACAGACAGCGGGACAGAGGCGGCCAGCAGCGACAUCACGGUCAGCGCGCGCAUCCGGCCAAUACUUGAGGAGGAGACGAGCCAGGGUUUCCCCGACUCAGUGUUCCGCCGGGGCCCAUCGAGCACCGUCGACGUCCAUGAGCUGAGACAGCCCGUCCGCGGCCUGCCGACUCUCAAUGCAACACAGUCGUCCAACUUCACUGUCGACCAAGUGUUCGGCCCCGACUCGACCACCAAUCAGAUCUAUGAAUCCCUAGUGAAGCCGCUCGUCCCGUGGGCGUGGAGCGGAGGUGUAUCAACCCUGUUUGCCUACGGCCAGACCGGGUCCGGCAAGACAUAUACCGUCAGCGGGCUGCAGCGCCACGUUGCCGGGACGCUGAUGGGCGGGGCGAUGGAGGCCGAGAGAAAGGUGCACAUCUGCAUCAUCGAGCUGGCCGGGCAGACUGCGCACGAUCUCCUCAACGCGCGCAAGCAAAUCUCGAUCCUCGAAGACUCACUCGGCACGACACAGCUAGCCGGCGCCGUCGAGCACCACGUGACGGACAAAGGCGCACUCGUCGCCCUGAUCGACAUCGCAGCAUCGCUGCGCAGCACGGCAUCCACACUGAUGAACGACACGUCGUCGCGCUCGCACGCCAUCUGCCGCAUCCGGCUCGAAGACCCUUCGGACCCGGAAGCCGACGACGGGUUGCUGUACCUAGUCGACCUGGCCGGGUCGGAGGCCGCGCGCGACCGCUCCGCACACGACGCCGCGCGCAUGAAGGAGGCGCGCGAGAUCAACAGCAGCCUCGCGCUGACCAAGACGCUCAAGCACGUCUUCGACCCGGCGGGCGCGCGCGCGCUGCGCACCGUCGUCGUCGCCUGCGUCAACCCGUGCCUGGCCGACGUCGGCGCCAGCAAGAACACGCUGCGCUAUGCCGAGAUGCUGAGGGCGGUCGUGCCGCGCGCCCGACCCGCGGCGUUUGAUCCGGCUGUGCCGGCGACGUGGAAUAACGCCCAGCUGCGGACGUGGAUUGGACGUAGUUCCGGCACGCCGCCCAUCUCCCCAACGCUCCUCGCACCACAAGAAACCGGCCCGCAACUCCUGCGGCUAGCCGUCCCCGAGUUCCUAGCACGGUGCCUGCAGACCGCCGGCGUGACAGCCGAGCAAGCACAGGCGUUCCAGACCAAGUUCUGGAAGCUGCACAUCGACUCGCAGAAGAAGAAACAACAACAACUCACCUCAAACCUCGGACUCAAGCCCAACAGCAGCACAUCCAAGCCCACUAGCGCAGGAACUAGAGGAGAAGAAGAAACAGAGGGGGACGCAGCGCCGACGCGGAUGGAACGCCUCAGCUCGAGCGCGGACCCCGAGCCCGGCGCGGAUAGCAUCCCGUUCAAGCAGCGCAUCCGGCCCGGGAUGGUCGUCGGCUGGAGCCGGACGUGGACGGUGGCCGGCGGGGCGGUGCUGAGGGCGGAGAAGCACCUGGGCGUGGUGCUGUGUCCUGCGGCGGCGGUCGGGCCGCGCGUGUGUGAUGUCCGCGGUAAAGAGAAGGAGCGGUAUCUCUGUGCUAUGGUGCUGCCGGGCAUGAUGUCUGGCGCGUACAGCGUCAGUCUGUGGCGGCAGACGGUGGUCGAUGUUGAGCAGAUGGAGGCUGAGGUGUUGAUGGAGUAUGAUGAGGCUACGCGGUUUUACUACAUGAUGGUGUGAGAGAGACGGCAUGGAGUGAAUUCCUAUGUCCAAUGCUUUGGAAUACGGCCAAAGUCGCAUAGGCCGUUGGUGGUGUGCCCAGAACUGGGAGGAAGCGAGUGUCGCAAACUGGGUUGCAGCUGUAAGUCAGGUGGGGGACUUUUGGAACACCCCUGCCUAUGGAACAGCCCCUGAAUCGGACCCCGCACAACACCACAAACUUCAAUUGCC
Molecule: messenger RNA, 1980 nt
Organism: Lasiosphaeria miniovina
Lineage: Eukaryota; Fungi; Ascomycota; Sordariomycetes; Sordariales; Lasiosphaeriaceae
Product: P-loop containing nucleoside triphosphate hydrolase protein
Exons: 6
Coding region: 1-1770 (589 amino acids)
Biological process (GO): microtubule-based movement
Cellular component (GO): microtubule; centrosome; spindle
Molecular function (GO): ATP binding; microtubule motor activity; ATP hydrolysis activity
Source: RefSeq, a predicted model, not a curated record